Onychostoma macrolepis is the source of this 1935-nucleotide messenger RNA. Its product is annotated as zinc finger protein 836-like. The transcript has 4 exons. NCBI's taxonomy places the organism in Eukaryota, Metazoa, Chordata, Actinopteri, Cypriniformes, Cyprinidae. Gene Ontology annotation, molecular function: DNA-binding transcription factor activity, RNA polymerase II-specific; RNA polymerase II cis-regulatory region sequence-specific DNA binding. Gene Ontology annotation, biological process: regulation of transcription by RNA polymerase II. The record is from RefSeq and is a predicted model, not a curated record. Bases 1 to 1860 code for a protein of 619 amino acids.
AUGUUUGCUGAACGCUUCCUUCAGGUGCUGAAGCAAAAGGCUAAACAGACACGCAAAGAAGUACAGCUCCUAAUGCAGUGUGGAAAGAGAUUGACAAACAAACGUCAUCUUGAGCUUCACAUAAGAGUUCAUACUGGAGAGAAACCUUACAAGUGUUCACACUGUGACAAGAGAUUCAGUCGGUCAGGACACCUGAAAACACAUGAGAGGAUCCACACUGGAGAGAAACCGCACACAUGUGAUCAGUGCGGGAAGAGUUUCACACAAAAAGGAAAACUUACAUCACACAUGAGAGUUCAUUCUGGAGAGAAACCUUUUACUUGUGAUCAGUGCGGGAAGAGUUUCACACAAUCAGCAAACCUUAAGAUGCACAUGAACAUCCACACUGGAGAGAAACUGUACACAUGUGAUCAAUGCGGCAAAACAUUUCUGAGAGCUUCAGUCCUGAAGGAGCACCUGAGAGUUCAUUCAAAGGAGAAGCCACAUUCAUGUCAUUUGUGUGGAAAGAAGUUUCACACAAAAGGAGACCUUACGGCACACAUAAGAGUUCAUACUGGAGAGAAACCUUACAAGUGUUCACACUGUGACAAGAGAUUCAGUCGGUCAGGACACCUGAAAACACAUGAGAGGAUCCACACUGGAGAGAAACCGCACACAUGUGAUCAGUGCGGAAGAUUUCACACAAAAGGAGACCUUACGGCACACAUGAGAGUUCAUACUGGAGAGAAACCUUACAAGUGUUCACACUGUGACAAGAGAUUCAGUCGGUCAGGACACCUGAAAACACAUGAGAGGAUCCACACUGGAGAGAAACCGCACACAUGUGAUCAGUGCGGGAAGAGUUUCACACAAAAAGGAAAACUUACAUCACACAUGAGAGUUCAUUCUGGAGAGAAACCUUUUACUUGUGAUCAGUGCGGGAAGAGUUUCACACAAUCAGCAAACCUUAAGAUGCACAUGAACAUCCACACUGGAGAGAAACUGUACACAUGUGAUCAAUGCGGCAAAACAUUUCUGAGAGCUUCAGUCCUGAAGGAGCACCUGAGAGUUCAUUCAAAGGAGAAGCCACAUUCAUGUCAUUUGUGUGGAAAGAGUUUUUCACGUCUAGAACAUUUAAAAGUACAUCAUAAAAUACACACUGGUGUGAGAGAGUACAUGUGCUUUGAGUGUGAGAAGACUUUUACUACAGCGAGCUGUUUAAAACUGCAUGAGAUGAUUCACACUGGAGAGAAACCACACACAUGUGAUCAGUGCGGGAAGAGUUUCUCACAAUCAUCAACCCUUAAUUAUCACAUGAAAAUCCACACUGGAGAGAAGAGGCACACAUGUGAUAAGUGCGGGAAGAAUUUUAGAAAAAAAGGAUACCUUUCAUCACACAUGAAUGUUCAUUCUGGAGAGAAACCGUUCACUUGUGAUCAGUGCGGGAAGCGUUUCUCACAAUCAUCAACCCUUAAGAAUCACAUGAACAUCCACACUAAAGUUCAUACAAAGGAGAAGCCACAUUCAUGUCAUUUGUGUGGAAAGAGUUUUUCACAUCUACAACAUUUGAAAGUGCAUCAGAAAAUACACACUGCUGUGAGAGAGUACAUGUGCUUUGAGUGUGAGAAGACUUUUACUACAGCGAGCUGUUUAAAAAAGCACCAGAGGAUCCACACUGGAGAGAAACCUUACAAGUGUUCACACUGUGACAAGAGAUUCAGUCAGUCAGGAGACCUGAAAAGACACGAGAGCAUCCACACUGGAGAGAAACCGUAUCACUGCACUGCAUGUGGGAAGCGUUUCAAUCAUUCAUCUGCUCUACACAGUCAUACAAAAAAACAUUCACAGCAAGUAGAUCAUCUUCAGAUCUUUCAGGUCUGAUGCUGCGUCCUCAACAAAUGUGACACAAUAAUGCAUCAAGCAACAGAAUAUCAUCUGGAUAAAUCUGUCAUAACA